CAGCUCACAAAUCACAAUUUACAAAUCAUUUUGGACUUAUCAGACGCUAUCGAAUUAUUGUUUCGUGAUUUAGUUGUCCGUUCUCAAUACACACGAUAGUUGAUAGCAAUAAUUUAUAUCGCAUUUACCUUUCUACUUAAUAAGUUACUGCUUACAUCAUGGAUAAUAUCAAAAACGGCGAUAAUGUAUUGAUCGUAUGGAGUGACAGUGAACCUAAUGAAAUAAGCAAUCUAGUGAACAAAAUUCAAAGCGUAGCCAAUACGUCCGUGGUUCUUGAAAAUUCUAAUAUGAUCGCGGAAGCUUCUAGACCAUUAUCUUCGUUUGAUGUUAUACUAUCGAAUUGGAUGUUACCACACUCCGUUGACCACAAUGAUAGUCUACUUGCAAUAUUAAUUAAGCUUUUGAAACCCAGUGGAAAACUUAUUUUAAAAGACUCAAACGAUGUCUGUUCAAUUCUCAAGCUAAAUGGUUUUAUAAAUGUUACAAAAUGUAGUGAUAAUCAGUAUUUAGCAGAAAAACCUAAUUUUGAGGUUGGUUCAAAAGCAUCGCUCAAACUUAAUAAUAAACCAGCUGUGUGGAAAUUGGAUGAGACAAUAGAGGAAGCAUGGACAGGAAAGAAUGAUGAUGAAAUAAUUGAUUCCGAUAUGUUGCUUGAUGAAGACGACCUUAAGAGACCUGAUCAGCAAUCAUUAAGAGUAUGUUCAACAACCGGGAAAAGGAAGGCAUGUGCGGACUGCUCUUGUGGUUUAGCUGAGGAGUUACGAGGAGAGACUAAAGAUACACCUAAAUCCUCAUGUGGAAGUUGUUAUCUAGGAGACGCAUUCCGCUGUGCGACAUGUCCCUACCUGGGUAUGCCAGCCUUCAAACCCGGUGAAAAAGUAAUUUUGGAUCUGAAGUCGGAUAUAUGAAUAUCUUUAUAUAUGUAUUAACUGAUACGCUUGAUAUUUUAUGUUGUGAUUAUAUAAAUAAAUAUCUAAAAAAUCAUAA
Molecule: messenger RNA, 987 nt
Organism: Vanessa tameamea
Lineage: Eukaryota; Metazoa; Arthropoda; Insecta; Lepidoptera; Nymphalidae
Gene: CIAPIN1
Product: anamorsin homolog
Exons: 5
Coding region: 159-908 (249 amino acids)
Biological process (GO): iron-sulfur cluster assembly
Cellular component (GO): cytoplasm
Molecular function (GO): iron-sulfur cluster binding
Source: RefSeq, a predicted model, not a curated record